Messenger RNA from Helianthus annuus (common sunflower), 1575 nucleotides. RefSeq names its product 7-deoxyloganetic acid glucosyltransferase-like. NCBI's taxonomy places the organism in Eukaryota, Viridiplantae, Streptophyta, Magnoliopsida, Asterales, Asteraceae. Gene Ontology annotation, molecular function: UDP-glycosyltransferase activity. The transcript is spliced from 2 exons. The record is from RefSeq and is a predicted model, not a curated record. The coding region runs from base 16 to 1488 and encodes 490 amino acids.
CAAAAGCAUACAAAAAUGGAUCAACAAAACAACACUCUCGAACCUCAUGUACUGAUGUUCCCCAUACCAUUUCAAGGUCCAGUUAACUGCUUUCUCAAGCUAGCUGAGCUCCUAUGUCUUUCGGGCAUCCAUGUCACCUUCCUCAACACCGAACACAUCCACCGCCCUCUCCUCCGCCACACCCAGGUUCUGUCCCGGUUCAGCCGCUACCCCAACUUCAAAUUCGAGACUAUUCCUGAUGGGGUUGAGCACGAAACACCAGUCCCUAGAGACCGGUUCAUGGAGGUGAUGGCUGGUGUGGAUGCGGUCACUAAACCUCUAUUCCGGGAGAUGAUGGUUUCGGGUAGGUUUAGUUGGAAAUCGGAAAGGCCAGUGACUGUGAUGAUACCGGAUGCUUACUUCAGUUUUGCGGUGGAUGUAGCGAUAGAGGCUUCGAUUCCUGUGAUCUGCUUUGAGACCAUAAGCCCAUGCUGCUUGUGGACUUCAUACUUGAAUCUUCCUACCCUUAUUGAAGCAGGAGAUGUCCCCUUCGAAGGAAGUGAUCUAGACCAGUUGAUAACAAGUGUGCCAGGAACAAAAUAUAUUAUUCGAAAACGGGAUCUUUUUAGCUCUUUCCGUACAUACGAUGGGUCGAACUCGGAUAUUGACCUUAUCGCCAAAGAAGCCCGCACUAUUCUUGUAGCUCAAGGUCUCAUACUGAACACAUUUGAAGAGUUGGACAAUGUCGUACUCCCACACAUGCGAAAACUUUGUCCAAAUAUAUACACCAUAGGCCCAUUGCACUCUCUCCACAAAACAAAACUUAUGGCCAACAAAAACCCACCAAGGCAAGAAACCACCUAUUCUAACAGUGUUUGGAAGGAAGAUAAAAAUUGCAUGUUGUGGCUCGAUAAGCACGAUCCAAAAACCGUCAUAUAUGUCAGCAUAGGUAGUCUUGCAACCAUGACAGUUGAACAACUACUUGAAAUCUGGUAUGGCGUGGUUAAUAGUGGAAAACCUUUUUUAUGGGUGAGACGACCUGGGUCGAUCACUGGUGGGUAUGACGAGUCUCGGGUUCCAAUUGAACUACUCGAGCGUACAAAAGAAAUUGGGUGUAUAGUAGAAUGGGCUCCACAAGAAGAUGUACUCGCCCAUCGGGCCAUUGGCGGGUUUUUAACACAUAGCGGAUGGAACUCGACUAUGGAAAGUAUUGUAGAGGGUGUACCCAUGGUUUGUUGGCCACAUCAUGCGGACCAACAAAUGAAUAGUCGAUUUGUGGGAAAGGUAUGGAAAAUUGGAGUAGACAUGAAAGAUACUUGUGAUCGAUUAUUAGUUGAAAAGGCAGUGAGGAACAUUAUGGAUUCGAAGCAUAAUGCAAUUACACAAUCCACUAAUACUUGGGCAAGUUUGGCUAAAGAGUCGAUAACUGAGAUCGGUUCAUCAUCUAUACAUUUGGGUCGGUUGAUUGAUGAUAUUUUAGCGAUGACGAUGAGCUCGACUCUAAUGUAAAUUAAAAAAUGUUGACGUAUGUACUGAACUUGUAUUGGUGAGGUGACUUGUGUGUUGGAUUGUAAGACGAUUGAAUAAGUUAAUAUA